AGCUCAGACAGAGAAGACGGAGAGCGCUCACAUGAACGGUUUGUCUGUUCCUCCACCUUCAAGACAGGAGCCCUUGUCUUCUCCUCUCCCUGCUAAAGAUCAUCGCCCUCGAUAUGAUUGGUUCCAGACAGAUGGCACUGUCAAUAUCAUUGUUUACACCAAACGAAAGAUUCCCAGUGCUGGCUGUGCAGUGGUGGAUCUACAGGGUGAUACUCUUCGGGUGGAGAUGCUUUUGGGGAGGAUGUCGUACCUUCUCUACUGGCGCCUGUCUAGUGAAGUUCAAGGACGUGUUGAUGUCCAGACAGCCCACUCUGUAGGAAAAGUUCAGGUGUGUCUACACAAAUCUGUCAAAGACAAGUGGACGAAAGUGGGGCAACCACUAGAACACCAUGACACAUUUAUUCAGUGUAAAGAUCGUGAGCUCUCCUACAGGGAAUGCAUGUUGGUUUCGAAAUCAGACGUCACACACGACACGCAGGUCUUGUGUUUACAACUUCCUCCAGGGUCAAAUAUGCAAGUUCCUGUGGGAAGACACGUCUACCUCAAAACAUCUCUCCAGGGUACAGAUGUUGUGAAACCCUACACACCAGUGGAUCAGUCGCUAAUACCUCCCUCACAAUCCAGUGCUGAAAUGGGCUCAGACUUAAAUCUUAUGAUAAAGAUCUAUUCUGAUGGAUUGUUGACCUCACAUCUCGCCAGCCUUCCUAUUGGAUCCUCUCUGUCAGUAGGUGGUCCUGAGGGGUCCUUCAGUAUGCAAAUCCUGCAUGAUGUCACUCAUCUCUACAUGUUAGCAGCCGGCACAGGCUUCACACCCAUGGCUCGUCUCAUACGGCUGGCUCUACAAGACCUCACAUCAAUCAGAAAAACCAAGCUUAUGUUCUUUAACCGUCAGGAGCGGGACAUACUUUGGUGCUCUCAGCUGGAUGAACUUUGUACAAAAGAGGAAAGGUUUGAGGUGCAGUACGUUCUGUCGGAGCCUACAGACUCUUGGAAAGGCAGAAGAGGGCGGAUAGAUGCUUGUAUGCUGCAGAACUUCCUGGAGAGACCAGAAAAAGCCAAGUGUUUAGUGUGUGUGUGCGGCCCAACCAGAUUCACAGAGUUAACAGUGCAAUUGGUCAGACAGCUGGACUUCAGUGAAGAGGAAACUCACAUUUUUCAGGGCUGAUUGGGACACUGAAGUGAAACAUGGAUUACUUAUACACAUACUUUCCAGGCAAAACAAAAGCUGCAACGCCGUUCUUCUGUUUUCAUAUAAUUUGUAGAAAUCUAAUGGGACAAUCAAAAGCCUGCUCUGACAAACAUCAUAAGUUUGUUUCUUAACAUUUCUAUUAUAUUAUUAUUAUGAUUUUGUAAUUUAAAAUAAUGCUCAAUAAUUCUCCUAGGUCAGUUUUUACAAUAAAACAUAUGAUCAGUUGUGUUUUCUGCAUUUGUUUUCAGAUAUAUUCAUGACAUGGACGAUUUAGAGCACUUGUGUAAUGCAGCUAAAACAUAACUUAAUUGAGGAAGCAAUCCAUGCAAACAGUUUUGUUGCUGUGUCUUCAUAUAGCAAAUUGAAAUGGGUCAGUAAAUCAGGUUGCAAGAGAUGGCCUAUUUUACAAGUAAAGUUAUUGCUGUUUGGAAGUGCUAAUCUGACUGCCGAAUUAAAGUUUAUUUUAUCUCAGUGUAUAUGUACAGAUAACAUUGUAAUAUGUUAAAUUAUCAAACUGGAAUUCAAUUUCCCUACAGAAAUGUAAACUCCAGAAAUAUAAUUUGUGCCUCUAGUGCUGUUGUGUCUCAACUGAAAUCUGUAAACUUGUAUCACAGGUCUGAUGUCAGUUUAGAAGGGGAUGAAAAGUUUAAUUGGGUAAACGAAAUUUAUUUUAGCAAAGCACUUUCUGUUAUGCUCUUGAAAUUAUGGAUGGAGAAACGAGGACUCUUGAAUCUUUGAAACUUUUCGACCAUAGGCUUAUAUAAAAAAAAUCUUAGUAAAUGGACUUGAACCUCAAUAACCAGUAGAGAACUGGUCUGGGUUCAAAUAUUCCGACACGCAAGUGGUGCUUUUUCACUGCAUGGUACGAUUCGGCUCGGCUCGCUUGCUUUUCCACUGCAAUUAGUGGGUGGGAUUAUAAACUAGUUGGGCCGCCUCUGCUGCCGUGACAUUGAAAACGUGAAAAACAAGAGCAAUGGAGCCUAUCGAUGGAAUGGUGUUCUUGAUUCUCAGCAUGUGGAUGUUUUUCACUGCAAGACGAAGAAGUUUGUUUCAAAGGAAGCUGAUGGCAACAAAGCAAAAUACAAGAGAGUCUGGGAACUUGUACAGCAAAGCGUAGAUGGUAACAUCACUUGGUUUGCACGAUGGUGUGCAAGGGUAAACUAAUCUUGCAUUUAGCAAUGUGUUUAGGGUCUCAAUCGCUAUAUCACCACAAAGCAUAUAAUGAACUUAGCUGCCAAUAUUGCGUAUUAAAAAAAGUAUUUUGUGUAUUUCAGAUCUAUCAUAUUUUGCAAAGUCGCCCCACCACAGACCAUCUCGCUGGACAUUUAACCGAGUGGUAGGAUGGGAUUGUCCCCGGUUUUACAAUCUCUCAGUGGCUGGAGAACUUUAGAAUGUCUAAUGAAACGUUUACCUACUUGUGCAACAACCUGCGUCCAGCGAUGGAGAGACGGGACACAAACUUCUCUGUGUGUGUGUGUGUGUGUGUGUGUGUGUGUGUGUGCCUUUAAAGAAGAGAGU
This is a messenger RNA of Sinocyclocheilus grahami, 2707 nucleotides long. RefSeq names its product cytochrome b5 reductase 4-like. The record is from RefSeq and is a predicted model, not a curated record. The transcript has 12 exons. Gene Ontology annotation, cellular component: mitochondrion. Gene Ontology annotation, molecular function: FAD binding; oxidoreductase activity. Bases 32 to 1165 code for a protein of 377 amino acids. Lineage: Eukaryota; Metazoa; Chordata; Actinopteri; Cypriniformes; Cyprinidae.